GCUGUGUACUUGCAGUUUCCAACGGUAAAGUCCACAACACUAGUCAAUUCUUCUUCUUCUUCCUCCUGCCGUCGGUCUCUUCUCUUGCGAACGUGAAAAUCUGGAAGAAUUCAAAUCGCCUUUGAGUUUUCUGAGAUGACUCUUUCUUUGCUUUCUAGGGUUUCUUGCGAUUGGAUUGCAAGAUGUUGAUUGGGUUUUUUCAUCUUUCUUGAAUUUCUUGUUUGAUUCCGGCGAGAGAUUAAAGAAAAAAAAUUUUCAAUUUUUUAUAUCGUCUUGAUCGGGUACUCGUGAAUUGGGGUUUUGUUCUUGGGGAAUUUCUGUGUUUGUGAUCUACUGUUUGGGUAAUUUACCUAAACCCCCUGGAAGAUCAUGGCAUCGUUGGCGCCAGGAAUUUUGUUGAAGCUUCUCAAUGGCAUGAAUUCUGGGCUUAAACCCACCAGCGAACACCGGAGCUCACUUCUGCAGGUGACGGACAUCGUCCCUGCCGAUCUUGAUGAGAAGAAUCUCUGGCCUAAGCAUGGAUUCUACAUAAAAGUCUCCGAUUCUUCGCACUCCAUUUACGUCAGUCUUCCAUUUGAACAAGAUGAUCUUGUUCUCAGUAACAAAAUGCAGCUUGGCCAAUUCAUCUAUGUUGAUAGAUUGGAGCCGGGAUCUCCGGUCCCCGUCGUUAAGGGCGCGAAACCACUUCCUGGAAGACACCCAUUAGUGGGCACACCAGAACCGAUAAUGGGCCUGAGAGAAAAGGGUGAGAAAGCUGAUCAGAAGGCCAAUUCCAAACCCUCAGGUCACAGGAGGGGUUCCUGGGGAACGCCUCAGACUGGAGGGGAUGCCGUGUCAUCUCCCAUGGCUUUGAAGCCAAUUCCUUUGGACUUUGAUCAGUGUACACCAGUUAAAGAGCGGCCCACGCUUCCCAUGUCUCCAAUGAUAAGAUCGAGAGUGGGGAAGGAUGGAAACCUGAGCUCGGCCGCCAGGUGUUCGAUCAGUGGUGGGCAAUUUGCCAAAAUGUUGGAUUCCAAAGGAGAAAGUCCUGCUAUACUGAGGAAAAGCUGUGUUGCCCAUUCUGCAUCCAAGUUCCCAAGGAGCAAGAGCGUCUGCGACAGAGAGCCAAGAAUCCCAAGGAGUCCCUUCAACUCAGCUGAGAAAAAGAGUACAACACCCCCACCAAGUUUACGGAACCCAAGAUUAGCAGAUUCAUUCAGUAUGGCCGGGAAUGCACAUAAUUCUUCAGACUCAAGGAUGAUGACUUUACAACAACAGUCUCAGCCAGUUAAUUCAGUUUCCAAUAAUAACAGCAGUCUACCUAUGGUUUUACCAGGAAAACUUGCCGUACUGGGAAAGGAAGCAGCACAGCAACGAGAAACAGCACAGAAAAUUGCCCUUCAAGCACUCAGAGAUGCUUCAGCUACUGAAACUCUAGUUCGGUCUCUCAAGAUGUUGUCAAACUUGAGUAAAUCAGCUAAGGCAGAUGCUCCAGCUGCCUGUUUUGACCAGUUUCUGGAUUUCCAUCUUCAAAUUGUGCAAGCAGUGACUGAUAUGGUGUCCAUACAAGCAGCUACUGAAAUGGCUCAAACCCCAAAUGCUGAAGGGAAAGGAGCUUUUGGAAAACAGCAUGAAGAAGAUUCACCCAUCUUACAUGAAAUUAUGCACAACUCCAUGGACCAAAACCGGAACUCAGACUUAAAUUUGUCCAAGAGAAGAUCAGUGUUAUACAAGUCAAUUGCAGUCAUUCCUGAAAGAAGUGAUCAGAAGACAAGCCUGGGGAAGCACUUGAGAUUGAUUCCCAAUCCGAAGGCAGCUUUGGAAAGAAAAGGAGGGACCACUCCACUUGGAAAACUGCCCUUUGAAGCUGCUGAGAAUGAUGAGAACAUAAAACCAGCCUCUUGUAUCUUGAGCAAUACAAUCAAAUUGGGUAAGCAGGUUGAAACAGAAGCUGGAAACUGGUUUAUGGACUUCCUGGAAAAAGCUUUAGAAACAGGUCUGAAGAAACAAAAGGGGACAGCAGUUGGGGAUGCUCGGAAAGUUCCUCAGUCUCUCAUACUCAAGGUCAUUAAUUGGGUGGAGGUAGAGCAGUGUGAUAGUAGUAAGCGGCCAGUGCAUCCCAGAGCAGCACAGAUAGCGAGGAAGUUGAGGAUCAAGAUGAAGAACCCUUGAAUUGGCCAGCAUAGAAUCCAAGCAGAGAUUGUAUCAAGUGGUUUUUUUUAUCAGCACUAAAUACAUUUGCAUUGUUUGUGUGGUGGUGUUCUUAUCAUCUGGAGAUUUGUAUUUUUUUAUUGAAUCAUAAGCUUGUACAAGUUUCAUCCUAUUUUUUCUUUUCUUAUGUUUGUUGCCUGAAAGAAUAUAAAACUAUCAUAUCAUCAUUCAACUUC
Molecule: messenger RNA, 2366 nt
Organism: Vitis riparia (riverbank grape)
Lineage: Eukaryota; Viridiplantae; Streptophyta; Magnoliopsida; Vitales; Vitaceae
Exons: 4
Coding region: 370-2151 (593 amino acids)
Source: RefSeq, a predicted model, not a curated record